This is a messenger RNA of Perca fluviatilis (European perch), 950 nucleotides long. RefSeq lists its product as uncharacterized. The record is from RefSeq and is a predicted model, not a curated record. Lineage: Eukaryota; Metazoa; Chordata; Actinopteri; Perciformes; Percidae. The transcript has 7 exons. The coding region runs from base 252 to 950 and encodes 232 amino acids.
ACAGAUUCAAGAGUGCAGCAAGAUCGGAGGAACAAGCCAUCUUUGAUGGCGUGUUCAUCGCGAAUGAUGACGACGUUGGAAGAUUCGUUGACUACGUCCAUACCUCAACCAGUCAUGUCUCUGGAAGAGGUGUCUGUGGAGGGCAGUGGUCAGCUGCGCGUGAAACAUCUCAGAAGUCGACAGGAAAAACCGAUGAGGAGGGCCUGGAACUUGCUGUGUGCCGUCAUGGGGUUCUCCUUCGUGCCCUCAAUAUGUUCAGGGGGGAGAUUUUUGCCUACCCCCUGUACCUCCAAAAGCAAAUGGCCUGUAAGCCAGUGACAUUUUUUGCUAUGGAUGUGGCAUGCAAGUACUGGCCUUACCUCCGGAGAGUGACAGAGAAAUGCCCUGAGCUUCAGCAGCUCCUCACCAUGAGGCCAUUUCUUUCUGUUUUUCAUGCCAAAGCUCACGAUUUCAAAUGUGAGGUAAAAUGGAGUGGAGCGUAUCAGGAAGGGGCUGGUUCGACUCUUGGGGAAGAGGUGGAGCAGUGCAAUGCCUUCCUCUCGAGGAUUGCUGUUACCACAAAGCACAUGUCAAAAGCAGGACGCAUAGACAUGCUGACGGUCAUGGCCAUGCGCUGGAACAAACAAAAGUUUGACAACUUGGCUUCCACCCUUGCCCGCCGAUAUCGGAAGGCCACAGUAGCCCUGCAAUGCCAGUUGCAUAACCUGGAGGCCAUGAAAACGGAAAUGGACAUCACAGACAAUCAACUGGAAAGCUGGAUCAUUGAUAUCAAUGAGUGGGCAGAAGCAACAACAUCCCCAAAUGAUGCUGACGUUGCUGCUGUAGCCAGCCGAAUUGAGGAGCUGGUGGCAAGUGUUAAGAGAAGGUCCCAGCGUCUUUAUAAAGAUCAUGACGGAUGCAAAGGACGUGCCGGAUCCGCCGAAAGAUCAGGGAGGAAAAACAAAAUUUAA